AUGUGCAGGGCGCCCUUACCCUACCCUCAGGGUAUGUCUUAUUCAACAAUGCCAACAGCAACCUCAACCUCAACCUCAACAACAUGCGCUCAAGCAGAUUGUCAUUCUGCGAAAGCUCAUACAAGCGUUGCCGAUAAUGUACAUGUAAAAUCGGUUGUUUCUCAUGAAACGCAAUCGAAAGUCUGUAUGGAAAAUGCAGCAAAAAUUACCCAAUUAAUGACUAAAUUAGGUUCAACACAUUCACAAGUUGAUGAUUAUUCACGUAAACGUACAGAAGAAAUAAGUGAAACAACACGAUUAGCCAUACAAAAGAUUGUUGCUGAAACACAAAUUCAACAAGAACAACUGUUAAACGAUGCUCACCAUCGUAGUGAGGAAAUUGAACAUGAUUAUAAAUUAAAAUUAGAACAAUAUUUGAAAGAAUUAGAUAAUACAAAAGCUAAAACAUUAGCUGUUUUAGAAAAAGACUUAAGUCUUCGUCAAGAAACAAUAUUAGAAUUGGCAAGAAAACGUAUUGAUGAUGUCAAUGAAGAAGCAAAUCGAUUGAAAAUGCAUGUAUUAAAAGAAUCUCAACUAGCUUCAACUGCUAAAAUUGAAAAAAUAACGGGCGAAGUUGCUGCGUUGAGUGAACAAGAUGCUGCACGUCGUUUACAAUCGACCACUACAACCGUUAUUACAACACACGCUAAAUCAGAAGACUUACCACUAUUUGGAAAACAUACCAAACAAGGUUUUUUCUGUAAGGAGGGAAAAAAUACGCUUCCAGAAUUGACUGCUGCCGAUGGUAAUAUGAUUUUACCGCUGGGCUAA
Didymodactylos carnosus is the source of this 810-nucleotide messenger RNA. The record is from the annotation of a GenBank genome assembly. Lineage: Eukaryota; Metazoa; Rotifera; Eurotatoria; Philodinida; Philodinidae.